UUCUUUAAAACCGGCCCUGCCUCACCCCCCCCAAACCUUGCACAGCCCACAGCUGAAGUCCUUUCUGCCCUCAAAAUGCUUGAUCUUAGCUGGCAGGCUUUCCUCCCGUGUCUGGUUGAGGAGGCCUGUCGGGUUGGGGAGACAUGACCCACCUAGCAGCAGGCCCGGCAGACUGUCGGGGGAGGGGGCGCCGCGCCCCACCAGGUUGCGCUUCCCUGGGAAUGGGAGGUGGGCCACAAGUGGCGGGGCUGGGCUGGGCCUCUUCCUCCGCAGCUGCCAGCCCCAGGGCCACUCGACCCGGUCCCACCCCCGCCCCCUCCCCUCCCUGCUCACCUGCGGGCUGGAAGCCCGACUCCGCCCAACCCUUCCACCCAGGAGUGGCUUCCCCUCUCCCCAGGCUGGCCCAGCCAGCCCAGCCCAGCCCCCGGAGCCCCUGGAGCCCCUGAACGCCAUGGAGGUGCUGGUGCUGGCGGACUACCAGGCUUUGCGGGAGGACGAGCUGACCCUCACCGCCGGAGACGUGCUCCGGGACGUGCGCCAGGGAUCGGCGGACGGCUGGCUCCUGGGGGAGCUGGCUGGGCGCCGGGGUCUCUUCCCCAAGCUCAUCGUCCAGGAGAUCCCGGAGAGUCUCCGAAGUGACGGAGCACCCCGGAGGCCCCGCUCGACGCGGCGAGGUCAGCCCGGGGUCACUUCAAAAACCCAGCGAUGGUGUAAAGUGAACUUUAACUACAGCCCAGAACAGCCCGAUGAGCUGCAGCUCCAGGCCGGGGAGAUAGUCCAGGUGCUUCGAGAGAUUGAAGAUGGUUGGUGGCUGGGGAAGAAGAAUGGGCAGCUGGGGGCCUUUCCCUCUAAUUUUGUGCAAGAGCUGGACAGUACGACCCCUGGCGCUGUGAUCCCAGAUACCGUCUCCAAGCCUACUGGGCUGGCCCCGUCUUGCCCAAAGAUGACCAGGAUUCAGGAAGAAACCCCAGCGUACCUCAGUACAAUGACUGAGAGCUGCCGGGUCCUGUUUGACUACGAGCCUGAGGCACCGGACGAGCUGGCCCUGCAGAAGGGCACUGUGGUCAAGGUGUUGAGAAAGAUCACAGAGGAUCCUGGCUGGUGGGAGGGAGAAUUCGAAGGCAAAAGAGGAGUUUUUCCAGACAAUUUUGUCCUCUUGCUGCCCAUUAUUAAGAAGCUCCCAGUCUGUCAGCGGAGUCCCCAGGAUUCAGUGUUUAGUCGAGAAAGCCAUGCCUCCUGUGGGAGGAGGAAGACAGCCAAGGAAAUGAGAGCAGCUGCUAAGGAGUCUAAGAGGAUCGAGUCUAAAAUCACCCUCCCCCCCAUCAAAAAGCUGUCGACGCCCUCUAACAGGCCUGCCAAGCCUCGGCCCUCCACACCCAGGCCUCUGGCAGUGGGAUCAACAGGGGACAAGCAGAAGAACCCUAGAGAACGUGGAGGAGGAGGAGGUGGAGGUGGAGGAGGUGGAGGUGGAGGUGGAGGAGGAGGUGGAGGAGGAGGAGAAGGAGGAGGAGGUGGUGGUGGUAGAGGAGGAACAGAUGGAGGAGGAAGAGGACCAAGAGGGAAAGCAGGACUGGAAGGGCCAACAGGACCAGUGACCAUGUCUCUGACUUUGCCAGUGCCAGGCAAAGGCAGUGACUCUGCCCAUGCGAAGCCUGACUCCAAGAUGGCACAAUCCCACCGCAUUUGGUCGAAGACUCAGUUUCAGGGUCAAAAUCCUCCCAACUUGGAAGUACAAGACGAAGAAAAACCCGGUUUGACCAAGAGUCAACCUCCAAUCAAGACCAAAAGCUAUGCUGCUUCUCCGGAGAAAUCUGCUUUCCGGAAUAAGGCACCUUCCCGGGAGAAGAAAAGCAAAGAAAAGAGCGCCAAGGCCGCCAAGUCCCACCCUGGGGACAAGGCCCUCCUGGAGGACAAACCCGACAAGCGCAGGUUCUCCGGGGAAUCCCACACUUCGGACAAGCACAAGCUCUCCGGGGAGCCCCAUACUUGGGGGAAGCGCAAGUCCUCGGUGGAAUCCCAAACUUUGGAAAAGCCCAGCCUCCCAGAGGGCCGCUCAGACUCUCGGGGAGCACCAGGCUUGGCUGAACACAGGCCCAAAGGCAGCAGCGUGGCAGGGGAGUCCGUGCCUGGCCUCUCUGGCCGCGUGGGGCAAAUGGAGGCCGAACUCAAUGCUCUGAGAGGCUUGGUGGAGCACCUGGUCUCCCAGCAGGCAAAGGACCUGUUCAAGAUUCAGGAGGAGCUGAAGAUCGAACGGAAUCUGAGAGAGGAGCUGCAGGUCGCGAUGCUGCCUCGGGGCACACUGCUAAUACGGGGUACGAAAGUAAAUCCGACGGCCCACUGUUCCGGGCUUGACUCGCCCGUGGCCUCGGAGCCUGGCCUGUCCCGAGCCCGGUGCCUCUUCUCCCGGGAGUGUGUGCCGGCCAAGAGCGCGAGAUAUGGCGGCGGCGGGAGGAAGGCGCCCCUAAAUGCCAGGUUCUGUAGCCCGGAUCCCGUGGGACCCGGGGAACCACUGCGGGCCUUGGUCCGCUAGGGUAGGACGGUCCGCAUGGCGGCAUAUACCAAAUGGGCGGUGGAGGAAGGAGAGAAAUGCCUUGGAGAAGAUUGUCAUCGCCCAGGACGAGAGAAACGAGGGGGCUGCCUCAAAGGGGUGUCUGUGGGUCUAAUGGCUCGGCAGGCUAAAUUUAGCAAGAAGGAAGGAAGGAAGCCCCGCUGGGCCCGGAGCUCCCCGAUCCCAGCGUGGCUCCCGCACUUGCCUGCCUGGGCUCUGCCCGCCCUUAUUCCUCCCUGCUGGAAGGCUGGGGGAGGUUCUUCCUCUCUCCAAUCUGGCUCCCAGGCAGGAUGGGAGUGGGGGAAGGGGGAAGGUAGGCCACGGAGGGGUGGAGGCGUUCUUUUUGUGAAUAGGAGCGGGGGUCUGCGAGCCCUCUUCCAGCCGUGCUCCAUUUUGGCUGCGAUUGCUGCCGCCCCCGCCUGGCCGAGGUUCCUGGAAAACCCAAGCCAGCAGCAGGGAGGGGAGGGGCUCGUCAGCCGGAAGUGCUUGGUGGGGUAGAGCCCCCUCCCCCCCGCCUUGGUGCGUUUCCCCUGGUCCUGCCGGACUCCUGGCUCCGCGGUGGCAAGCAGUCAUCCUAGGGGAGCGACGUCUUCUCCCGAAGGAACCCCAACAGGCAGGCAGAGGCCGCGGGUGCCCCCUGGCGUCCGGGCCUGCACGUCACAGCUUGAGGCGGCCGAUUGGACCGGGUGGGCGGCAAGAAGUGACAACACAGGCUGGGGUGGUUCUACAUUAGGAAAUUUUAUUGCAGACAUGCAGGAAUAGUUCUGAUAUAGUACAAAAAUAGGUCUUUAUACAAAUUUUUUUUGUGACUUUUUCUUUACAAUAGGACUUCUUCCCUUCAGUAUGUCGUCUCUGCUCCUGGGCCCAGGCUGGCCCUGACCCUGCGGGGCUGCCCCCAGGGGCCUUUUCUCCCUCCUCUGCUUUCACAUAAACCUGUAAUCAUCGUCUGCGGAUUAACCAUGGCCAGGAAUAUUCAAUAGGAUACAACUCUGCAGAGUCCCCAGAAUAUUGCUUUGAAAAGGAGGAAAAAACCAAACCCAAUCACCAAGAAACAACUUUCCCAGGAAGGGCGCCCAGGGAGACCCGGGAGGGGCGGGGCGCAGGCUGAGGUGAGGCGGCGCCUGGGCCCCCCCUCAUGCUACAAGGCCGGCGCCCCCGCCCCACUACAGGUGGCCCACCUGCUCUCCGAGGGGAAUAGGAGACUCCACCCCCAGGCGGCUCCUGCCACCGCUCCUAGGCUGGGAUUCUACUCCUUGGAGAGCUUUUUGUCAUUAAAAAUAAAUAAAAUAAGACUCCUUCCUCCCGCCCAUGCGUGUGCUCUGGCUAGCAGCCUGCGGGUCCAGGGUGCUCGACCCAUCACUGAGAUGUCAUAGGUGUGGGCUAGGAGGGCUCCCACGGGUGAAGAAAACACGGGACAUGGAACAGACACAGAGCUCUCCCCAAAACAACCAAGUCACCGGGGCGGCUGCCCCUCCCCAGGACAUGAAGCCCCACCCCGGUAACUUGCUGGCAAGA
Messenger RNA from Monodelphis domestica (gray short-tailed opossum), 4063 nucleotides. NCBI's taxonomy places the organism in Eukaryota, Metazoa, Chordata, Mammalia, Didelphimorphia, Didelphidae. The record is from RefSeq and is a predicted model, not a curated record.